AUAGCUUGGAUCACUCAGGCCACAGACACAUUCUGCACUCGGUGCUGAAUACUAAGUAAAAGCUUAAACCCUGCAGUUAAUAAGUCUUUAAAAAAAAAAGAAAAAUAAAAAAAGCUCAUCGCUGUAGAGUACCGCAAGUGAAGAUGCCAAAUAUCGUGAGGCCGGAUGACUGCAUACCUGCCAAAACUCUAUGGUUUGAUCGUAAGAAAUAUGUUACUGUUAACUUCUUGGUUCAGAAACCAAGGGAUGUACAGGUUGACAUCCAGGAAAAUAAAAUGAUUUUAAGCUGCAAAGAUGAUGAUGACAACAACAUCUACAAUGAGAUUUACUUUUAUGAUCGGAUACAUAAACAUGAUUCCAGGGAGAGGUGUCAUGAUCGCACCAUAAAUGUUUUAAUCAGAAAGAUGAAGGAAAAUGUCGCAUGGCCCCGUCUGACCAAAGACCCAGCAAAGCCGAGCUGGUUGUUUGUAGACUUUGAUAACUGGCGAGACUGGGAGCACGAAGAGGAAGAUGGAAUGGCGGAAUAUGAGCAGUACAUGGAUAUGCUAAAUGAUGUGAAGAAGAAAGGAGAGCCACCAUCAAUGGAUGACCUGGACGAUCUUAGUGACUGAAAGGCCUGAGUCUUCCCAAGAACCUCACCGAUGACUGAGAAGAA
Chanos chanos (milkfish) is the source of this 655-nucleotide messenger RNA. It is a transcript of the gene ptges3l, whose product is annotated as prostaglandin E synthase 3 like. Bases 144 to 611 code for a protein of 155 amino acids. The record is from RefSeq and is a predicted model, not a curated record. Gene Ontology annotation, molecular function: protein-folding chaperone binding; Hsp90 protein binding. Gene Ontology annotation, biological process: chaperone-mediated protein complex assembly; protein folding. NCBI's taxonomy places the organism in Eukaryota, Metazoa, Chordata, Actinopteri, Gonorynchiformes, Chanidae. The transcript is spliced from 8 exons. Gene Ontology annotation, cellular component: nucleus; cytosol.